Aspergillus viridinutans is the source of this 912-nucleotide messenger RNA. RefSeq names its product zinc finger CCHC-type containing 10. The record is from RefSeq and is a predicted model, not a curated record. Lineage: Eukaryota; Fungi; Ascomycota; Eurotiomycetes; Eurotiales; Aspergillaceae. Bases 1 to 912 code for a protein of 303 amino acids. The transcript has 3 exons.
AUGAAUCGAUACCGGAACGCACCAGGCAUCAGAGGCCCUACCAAGGCGACUGCCAGUACUCUGUGUCAAAAAUGCUUGAAGCGAGAUAAUUAUGAAUGCACGGUAUCUGCACAGGAACGACCAUAUACAUCUCGACCUUCUCGCACACAACAACUGCAAAACCCCAAUCUGCGGCCGAAGCUGACGACUGAUGUUCCAAACGAACUGUUAGGGUCUAGAGGUGUCGCCGAUGAGAUAUUAGCAAGACGAGGAGAGGAACGAGGUCGCAAGAGGGAGCUAGGGGAUUCAGAUCCAUUUGAUGACGGCCAUCAUGCAUCGAAGCGGAGUAGGUCGGAGUCGUCCCACUCAAUGUCGUCAGUCUCAACGAUAUCGACCAGUCGAUCGCAUUCAGUCUCGCCGCCACGGCAUGAUGUUUAUACUGAAAGCAGGGGGCGAGACCGAGCACAAUCAGUGUCGUCGCCUCAGCCACAAACAAGAAAGAGACGAUACAGUGACUCAUUAUCCGAUCAUACUGGCUCUCCUUACUCUUCCGGUGGGCGACAGCGCUCUCGAUCGAGGGAAUGGGAGACAGACAGAAACACAAGACGAAGGCGUCGGGAAUCUAGCCCUGAAGAGCGUGGUCGACCUAGGAACAUCUCUGAGGACGGCAGCCGGAGGGGUAGGACACGGAGCCUAAGUAUGGACCAGAGUCGAAUUGCCAAAGAAAGGCGGUCGGCGACUCCAGAUACAGUGAAGGGACGGCAUCAUCCAACAAGAGAUUUGGAGGGAAACAUGAGCCGGUCGAGGCACCUGGACGGCCAGCGCAAUCACGCCUUCAGCGGACCUAUGUCCGGUUCAGCGCGCAGGGAAAGAAGCCUCAGUCCUUACAGUAAGCGCCUGGCGCUGACUCAGGCCAUGAACAUGGAACGCUGA